AUGUCAUUCUCCACUCUAGUUUCAGGUAUCGCCUUUAGGGACGCAAAUCCUGAUGACCGCAGUUCUCAAAUAUCUCGUGCUCGCUCACACGCCACCGCUCGAUCUUUAGCUAGUACCCAAGCAACGAGCGUCAGCAUUUCUGGUGACAUAUCUAGUCAGCUGCAUGCUGGAUACAGCCAUCCAUUAGCGAGAAUAUGGCAGGCUGAAAGGCAAUUGACCAAGGAAAUGCUCAUUUAUCCCCUAUUCAUCACCGACAAUCCUGAUGAAGAGACCCCAAUUCCUUCUCUGCCAAAUCAAUAUCGUCGAGGCUUAAAUCGACUUAUACCAUUUCUCACACCCCUCAUACGAAAGGGCCUUCGUUCAAUUAUACUUUUCGGUGUACCCCUCGACCCAGGCGCAAAAGAUGCAUUGGGAACUGCAGCUGAUGAUCCCAACGGGCCUGUUGUACAGGCAAUUCGAUUAUUACGAGCCCAAUUUCCCCAAUUAUAUAUCGUGGUAGACGUAUGUCUCUGUGAGUACACGUCUCAUGGACACUGUGGAAUCCUUUGCGACGACGGGAGUCUCGAUAAUACCCAGUCGGUUGACAGGAUAUCUGAUGUGGCCCUGAGCUACGCAAUGGCUGGUGCUCACUGUGUUGCUCCCUCCGAUAUGAAUGACGGUCGUGUUCGAGCCAUUAAGCUCAAAUUGAUCGAGGCAGGGCUUUCUCAUCAGGUUUUGCUCAUGUCCUACAGCGCAAAAUUUAGCGGCUGUCUUUAUGGGCCAUUCCGAGAUGCUGCCGGCUCAACACCUUCAUUUGGGGAUCGUAAAUGCUACCAAUUGCCCCCCGGUGGGCGUGGACUUGCACGCCGUGCAAUUCAGCGUGAUAUUGCGGAAGGUGCAGAUAUUGUUAUGGUCAAACCGGCUAGCAGUUACUUGGAUAUCAUCAGUGACGCAAAAUCACUGGCAAAAGAUAUGCCAGUCGCAGCAUACCAGGUCAGUGGAGAGUUUGCCAUGAUUCAUGCCGGUGCCAAAGCAGGUGUUUUUGGAUUAAAGGAAAUGGCCUUUGAAAGCACAGAGGGAAUACUCAGAGCCGGUGCCGGCAUCGUGGUUAGUUACUUUGUGCCUGAAUUCUUGGACUGGCUAUCUUGA
Talaromyces proteolyticus is the source of this 1128-nucleotide messenger RNA. Its product is annotated as putative porphobilinogen synthase. Gene Ontology annotation, molecular function: porphobilinogen synthase activity; zinc ion binding. Gene Ontology annotation, biological process: heme biosynthetic process. The coding region runs from base 1 to 1128 and encodes 375 amino acids. The record is from RefSeq and is a predicted model, not a curated record. Gene Ontology annotation, cellular component: cytosol. Lineage: Eukaryota; Fungi; Ascomycota; Eurotiomycetes; Eurotiales; Trichocomaceae. The transcript is spliced from 2 exons.